Myotis davidii is the source of this 6477-nucleotide messenger RNA. RefSeq names its product synaptojanin 1 (gene SYNJ1). Bases 18 to 4490 code for a protein of 1490 amino acids. NCBI's taxonomy places the organism in Eukaryota, Metazoa, Chordata, Mammalia, Chiroptera, Vespertilionidae. The transcript has 30 exons. Gene Ontology annotation, molecular function: RNA binding; phosphatidylinositol-4,5-bisphosphate 5-phosphatase activity. Gene Ontology annotation, cellular component: perinuclear region of cytoplasm; presynapse. The record is from RefSeq and is a predicted model, not a curated record. Gene Ontology annotation, biological process: synaptic vesicle endocytosis; brain development; phosphatidylinositol dephosphorylation.
ACAGUUCUGCGGACAGGAUGGCGUUCAGCAAGGGGUUCCGGGUCUACCACAAGCUGGACCCCCCGCCCUUCAGCCUCAUGGUGGAGACCAGGCACAAGGAGGAGUGUCUCCUGUUCGAGUCCGGGGCGGUGGCCGUGCUCUCCUCUGCAGAAAAGGAGGCCAUCAAGAGUACAUACUCCAAAGUGCUGGAUGCCUAUGGACUCCUGGGUGUUUUACGACUCAAUCUGGGUGACAGCACGCUACAUUAUCUGGUCCUGGUCACCGGGUGCAUGUCUGUGGGGAAAAUCCAAGAAUCGGAAGUGUUCCGAGUGACUUCCACGGAGUUCAUAUCCCUACGAGCCGACUCUUCAGAUGAGGAUCGCAUUUCAGAAGUGCGCAAGGUGCUGAACUCAGGGAACUUCUAUUUCGCGUGGUCUGCCUCGGGGGUCAGCUUGGACCUGAGCCUUAACGCCCACCGCCGCAUGCAGGAGCACACGACCGACAACAGGUUUUUCUGGAACCAGUCUCUGCACCUGCACCUCCAGCACUACGGCGUGAGCUGUGACGACUGGCUGCUGCGCCUCAUGUGCGGCGGCGUCGAGAUCAGGACCAUCUACGCGGCUCACAAGCAGGCCAAGGCCUGCCUCAUCUCCAGGCUGAGCUGCGAGCGCGCAGGGACCAGGUUCAAUGUCCGGGGCACCAACGACGAUGGCCACGUCGCCAAUUUUGUGGAAACGGAGCAGGUCGUGUACUUAGAUGACUCCAUUUCUUCCUUCAUCCAAAUCCGGGGCUCGGUUCCGUUGUUCUGGGAGCAGCCAGGCUUGCAGGUGGGCUCGCACCGUGUCCGGAUGUCCAGGGGCUUCGAAGCCAACGCGCCCGCCUUUGACAGGCAUUUUAGAACACUCAAGACUCUGUAUGGCAAACAAAUAGUAAUCAACCUGCUUGGAUCUAAGGAAGGUGAACACAUGCUCAGUAAGGCCUUCCAGAGCCACCUGAAGGCCUCGGAGCACGCCGCCGACGUGCAGAUGGUGAGCUUCGACUACCACCAGCUGGUGAAGGGGGGCAAGGCCGAGAAGCUGCACAGCGUCCUCCGGCCUCAGGUCCAGCGGUUCCUCGAUUACGGCUUUUUUCAUUUCGACGGAAGUGACAUUCGAAGGUGCCAGAGUGGGACCGUCCGCACCAACUGCUUGGACUGCCUGGACAGGACGAACAGCGUGCAGGCCUUCCUGGGCCUGGAGAUGCUGGCGAAACAGCUGGAAGCCCUCGGCUUAGCUGAGAAGCCCCAGCUGGUGACUCGCUUUCAGGAGGUUUUCCGCUCCAUGUGGUCGGUGAACGGCGACUCCAUCAGUAAGAUCUAUGCCGGGACCGGGGCUCUGGAAGGAAAGGCCAAGCUAAAAGAUGGUGCUCGCUCUGUCACUAGGACGAUUCAGAAUAACUUCUUUGACAGCUCCAAGCAAGAGGCCAUUGACGUUCUGCUCCUGGGAAACACUCUAAAUAGUGAUUUAGCUGACAAAGCGCGAGCACUUUUAACCACUGGAAGUUUGCGUGUUUCUGAGCAGACGUUGCAGUCAGCCUCUUCUAAAGUCCUGAAGAGCAUGUGCGAGAGCUUCUACAAGUACUCGAAGCCCAAGAAAGUCCGCGUGUGUGUGGGCACCUGGAAUGUGAACGGCGGGAAGCAGUUCCGCAGCAUCGCCUUUAAGAACCAGACGCUCACCGACUGGCUUCUCGACGCACCCCGGCUGGCGGGCAUCCAGGAGUCCCAAGAGAGAAGAAGCAAGCCCACAGACAUAUUUGCGAUCGGGUUUGAGGAGAUGGUGGAGUUGAACGCGGGAAACAUUGUGAAUGCGAGCACCACGAACCAGAAGCUCUGGGCCGUGGAGCUCCAGAAGACCAUCUCCCGGGACAACAAGUACGUGCUGCUGGCCUCCGAGCAGCUGGUGGGCGUCUGCCUGUUCGUCUUCAUCCGCCCGCAGCACGCGCCCUUCAUCAGGGAUGUCGCCGUGGACACCGUGAAGACGGGCAUGGGAGGCGCCACGGGCAACAAGGGAGCGGUUGCCAUCCGCCUGCUGUUCCACACGACCAGCCUCUGCUUCGUGUGCAGCCACUUCGCCGCAGGGCAGUCCCAGGUCAAGGAGCGGAACGAGGACUUCGCGGAGAUCGUGCGGAAGCUGAGCUUCCCCAUGGGACGGAUGCUCUUUUCCCACGAUUACGUGUUCUGGUGCGGCGACUUCAACUACCGCAUCGACCUCCCAAAUGAGGAGGUGAAGGAGCUCAUCAGGCAGCAGAACUGGGAUGCCCUCAUCGCAGGGGACCAGCUCAUCAGCCAGAAGAACGCCGGGCAGAUUUUUAGAGGAUUUUUAGAAGGAAAAGUAACCUUUGCUCCGACAUAUAAAUAUGAUUUGUUUUCUGAAGACUAUGACACCAGCGAAAAGUGCCGCACCCCCGCGUGGACCGACCGUGUCCUCUGGAGGAGGAGGAAGUGGCCUUUUGAUCGAUCAGCGGAGGACUUGGACCUCCUCAACGCCAGUUUCCAAGACGGAAGCAAAAUCCUCUACACGUGGACCCCGGGCACGUUGCUGCACUAUGGGCGGGCCGAGCUGAAGACCUCCGACCACAGGCCCGUGGUCGCCCUCAUCGACAUUGACAUCUUCGAGGUGGAGGCCGAGGAGAGGCAGAGCGUCUACAGGGAAGUCCUGGCCGAGCAGGGCCCGCCCGACGCCACGGUGCUGGUCUCCGUCCGGAGCGCGGGGCCAGAGAGCAGCUUCUUCGAUGACACUUUGAUCGACGAGCUUCUGCAGCAGUUUGCGAAUUUUGGUGAAGUGGUUCUCAUAAGGUUUGUAGAAGAUAAAAUGUGGGUUACAUUUUUGGAGGGAAGUUCUGCCUUGAGUGUUCUGAGCCUCAGUGGUAAAGAGUUACUGGGCCGGACUAUAACGAUCACUUUGAAAAGUCCCGACUGGAUCAAGAAUUUGGAAGAAGAAAUAAGUUUAGAGAAGAUUAACAUCCCGUUGCCUUCAUCGACAAGCUCCACGCUGCUGGGCGAGGACGCGGAGGUGGCGGCAGACUUCGACCUGGAAGGGGACGUGGACGACUACAGCGCCGAGGUGGAGGAGGCUCUUCCCCAGCACCUGCAGCCGUCCCCGGGCUGCGGCCUCGGCGCGUCCCCCAGCUCUUCCCCGCGGACCAGCCCCUGCCAGUCGCCCACCAUAGUGGACGUCCCCCUGCCCUCCCUGCCCGUCAGGCCAAGCCGGACCCCGUCCAGGACUCCGGGGCAGCCGCCUCCACAGAGCGCUUUUCCCAGUUCUCCCGUGGACGCUCCGCCAGCCGCGCAGCCUCAGAAGGAUGCCCCGCAGGUCCUGGAGCCCAAGCGGCCGCCGCCUCCCCGCCCGGGGGCCCCUCCCGCGCGGCCAGCGCCCCCACAGCGACCACCUCCACCUUCAGGGGCCAGGAGUCCUGCGCUGGCCAGGAAGGAGCUUGGAGCUCCCCAGAGCCCCGGCACGCCGCGGAGAGAAAACCUAGGCCACAGCCAGCCUUUCCCUCCAACGGGACUCGCGGGCCCAGGACCCGCUGGACACGGCGCGCCCAGACCGCCGAUCCCGGCGAUCCCGCCCCGCGCCGGGGUGAUCAGCGCCCCGCAGAGCCAGGCCCGGGCGUCCGCUGCGUCUGCUGGGAGGUCCUCCCACAGCCUGCCCUCCGAGCCCUCGGCGCAGCAGCAGGUGAGACCCAACGGCGUCCCCGCGGUCAGACUGGAAUCACCGUCGAAGAGCGACCCGUUUGAAGACCUGUCACUUAGUCUGCUGGCCGUGUCACAGGCCCGGCCGCCUGUGCACCCUGCCCCUGUCCUCACCCUGGGCCCCAAGGGGGUGGUCCCCCUGCCUCCUGCAACAUCAAGUAACAUCAGCAUUUUGAGUUCUGUGAGCUGCAUGCCGACACUGCCUCCACUUCCCAUGCGGAGCCAAUCCCAGGAGAACGUGCGCUGCUCUCCGAACCCAUUUGCCCCGACCUUCCCUGGCACCGACCUCUUCGCCGGCAGGACGAACCCGUUCAGAGCCCCGUCCAGGGACGCAGAGGCGGCAGCACAGCCCGUGGAGCCUGUCCCCUGCCCUCUCCUCCCUACUCCCGGGCCUCGGGGCCAGAGCAGCGGCACGCCUCCUGCUCAGCCCCCCGGCUUCCAGGACAGCUCCGACCAGCAGGACCCGGCCACGGCCACGGCGAGCGCCAGCCCCCCAAGGGGGUGGGUCACCUUCGAGGAAGAGGAGGACUUCGGUGUGAGCGCCAAGCUGAAGGCAGCUUGUCCAGGUUCCCUGGGCCCUCGGCCAGGCCCGUCCUCCGGCCCAGGCGUGACCCUUGGGGAUGACUGGGGUCAAGGGACAGGUGUUCCCACCUGUGUGCUGCCCUCGCGGAGGCCGCCCCCGCCUCCCGGUUCUGCGCUCCCCGCAGGCCCCGCCCCUCCAGCCGACCCUUUCACCGCUCUGGCCCCCGUGGCUCCCACUGUAGACUUCACGGAAAGAUAGCCCACAGGGGACAGCGCUCCGUGUGCUGGGCAGAGCGAGAGAACUGGGCAUUGUUAUUCAUUACGUGCAAUAGUCCCUGUUCCUGCACUGAUGUCAAGAAAUACCACUGUGUCACGUGUACAGAGUUGGAGUAUGUGUAUACUGGAAAUAGGGGAAACCCUUCUCAUUAACUGGAGUUCUGGUGUGUUUCUGUUUGGAUAACAGAGCAGUAGCCAUAAAAAGUGCUCAGAACUACUCUGGGACAUAGACCCCACUCAGAUCCUCGUGAGGCCCCCACGAAUCUCAGAAAGACUCGCAGCUCCCCGCUGGCCCGGCUCCGCCCUCACGAGCAGUCACCGAAGAGCUGUCCACGGGGCGGGACGCUGAACCGGACUCUGAGAGGCAUUGCUAGAGGGAGUGAGUGCACACAUGCGCACACGUGUGGUGUAUGCGCACACACAGUCUAACACUCACCUAAACUCUAGGGCAUGACUCGGACCAAAUCUGUAUCUAAAAGUUCUGAGUUCUUUUUUCAAUAUUUCAUUAUCUGAAGGACCACUGGGAGUGAAAUUUGGACAUUAAUUUUCUUUCCAAAACUAAAAUAACCCUUACUCCUGAAACAGCAUUUUCUCUCCUUGCACGCGUGCGCGCACACCUGGGCACCCCCCACUCCAGGCCCCGGGCCUUCCCUCUGGGACGGCUCCUGGCAGCUGGAAGCACGUGUCGCAGUCACUGUCCCGCACACACUCCAGCCCUUUCCAAGGAGCCGAUGGCCGUGUGUCCGCAGGCACAGGCCAUGGGUUCAGUGAGGAAUUCAGCACCAAGUGUCCUCUCUCUCUACAUGACAGUGUGUGCUGCCUGCUGCCUCCUCCACCCCCAGUCCCUGCUCCAGGCUUCCCCAGCAGGGAGAGCAGGGGCAGCGGCUUGCUCUGAACUGGGGCUGCCCUGAGGGGCUGGGGCCCACCAGUCCUGCUGUGAGCUCUCCCGCGCCUCCUGGCCGCGGAUUCCCUCUCCUGCUCUGCUGCACCCACUGACCCCGCUUCUGUUCGUUUUCUGAAGUACACGGAAUCUUUUAAGAAUGUAGUAUUUUGAUAUCAUUAAUCCCAGUCAGAAAAUCCGUGAGCAGUUGUCAGUUUAAGCUAAAGUCAUCUGUACCCAUAAGACUUACAUUAACGCGCCUUUCCAUAGAGCGUUGUGUGUGUCCACCGAAACCCCGCGUCCUCAUUGGACCUCACUGAUGUGCGUCGGAGAAGGCAGGAAGCAGGGUCCGUGGUAAGAAAGUGGAAAAGCACAGAACUGCAUUGCACUUCACACAGAGAGCAAAUCCAUAGGCAGAGUUCUUCUCUAGCUGCUUAAAUGCUGUCACCUCUAUUUACAGACGUCAUCCUCUGUUAACAGCCGGGAGCUUGUGAGUUUUCUGUUGUGCUUUUUGGGGUUCUAAGCAUUUCAGCAUCAGUAUAUCUCAGACGGCAGUAUUCCUCUAGUCUAAGCGAUAUGCUUCAAGUGUGAACUAACUUGUCCAAACUGUGGCUUUAGCUUCUAUGUGAUUAGUGUGUGGUAUUUACUCUCUAUUAGACAAACAGUUCCUUACCCACAACAGCGGCUCUGUGAGCAGUCUCCCGGUGAACCUGAACUACUGCCUGAAACACACACACCGAGCGGCACCGUGGCCUUUAUCGGAAACUAUUCAGCAAGUUGCUGAAAGUACACAAAGCUAUGGAAGUUAAAGGUACGCUGCCAAUAACUGGCCAUUAUUCUGUGUCUUACUGAAAUAUCCACCAGUUCUAUUAGAAGCAGAGCAGAAUUUAGACACUAAGGCUCUCUGUGAAUUCUUUGUUCUCGAUAAUAGAUUGCUGUUUAUAUGUAAGAACUUUAUUGCUUAUGUGGCAUAUGAUAUUUAUAACUGUACUUUAUAGAAGUAUAUAUUACAGUCAGUGGUAUACAUUCUGUACAUAUCCUGUGAAAUGUGCUGUCAUAUGAAAUAAAUAGACCUUCUUUACCGUAUCGA